UUCAUCUGAAAAUGAAAACUAUAAUUCUUCUUGGGAUACUGGGAGCCACAAUGUCAGCCCCGCUUAUCCCACAGCGUCUUAUGUCUGCAAGCAACAGCAAUGAGUUACUGCUGAAUCUUAAUAAUGCUCAGCUUCAGCCACUACAGCUUCAGAGCCCGUUUAAUUCCUGGAUCCCUCCUUUCCCUGAGACACUACAACAGCAGCAGCAGGCUCCAAUUCCAGGACUCUCCCAAUUCUCAUUAUCAACUCUAGACCGGUUUGCUGGACUGUUCCCGAAUCAGAUACCCUUCCCAGGACAGGUCAUUUUUACUCCAGGAACCCAGGCAGGACAGCUGGACCCCUCACAGCCUCAGACACCACCGCAGACCCAACAGGGCCCUAAUGAGGUUAUGCCCUCUUUGUUCACCUUCAGAAUGCCUCAAGAGCCAGCACAGAUGUUUCAAUACUACCCAGUUUACGUGCUCCUGCCCUGGGAACAACCUCAACAAACAGCCGCCUGGUCCCCUCCACAAACAGGACAGCAGCUAUUCGAGGAGCAGAUGCCAUUCUAUACUGAAUUCGGAUAUAUUCCACAACAAGCAGAACCUAGCUGGAUUUACCCACUCACUGUAACAGGGGAGAACACACACCAUGGGGAGCCAUGGGGUCUUCACAGGAAGGUUAGACCAGGAGGACAGCAGCAACCAGUCUUUGAUCCCUUCCUAGGCACAGCUCCUGAACCUGCUGUGAUGCCAGCAGGAAGAGUGUUACCGAAUUUACAAAAAGAAAUGAUAAACUUUAAGCACACCAAUGCAGGAAUUGUCAUUCCUUCAACUUCACAAAAACCCAGCACAAGUGUUUUUACUUCUGCUAUAGACCCAACUAUUACUCCAGAGCUCAUGAAAAAGAAGGCCAAGACUGAUAACCUAAAGGAACCGUAAGAUGUACUAAUCAUUCAAAGUUUGAGAGAACAAGAUGUGGCAGUGCCUUGGAUAUCAUUUGAGGCUAUUUGCUUCCCCGAUGCUAAUAUCAGUUCUUUGAAAAAUAGAAAAUAGUUUGUCUCUUCUCCUGAAUGCCUUUCUACUUACACUCUUUCAAUAAGUCAUAGGAAAAUAAUACAAUUAUUUAGUAAGCCUUAUCUUUACAAAAUUAUAUUUCUUUUUAAAUAUACUUUCAUUGCAUAAUCUGGAAAGUAACAACAAUGAGAAUAAAGCUAAUAUCACUGAAUGAAUUGUAUAACUGCAAUUAAUAAAGGAAGGUGCUGGAAAAUGGUGGCCUCAAUAAGA
This is a messenger RNA of Camelus dromedarius (Arabian camel), 1265 nucleotides long. It is a transcript of the gene ODAM, whose product is annotated as odontogenic, ameloblast associated. Gene Ontology annotation, cellular component: nucleus; cytoplasm. Gene Ontology annotation, biological process: odontogenesis of dentin-containing tooth. The transcript has 12 exons. The coding region runs from base 12 to 920 and encodes 302 amino acids. NCBI's taxonomy places the organism in Eukaryota, Metazoa, Chordata, Mammalia, Artiodactyla, Camelidae. The record is from RefSeq and is a predicted model, not a curated record.